Messenger RNA from Humulus lupulus (European hop), 624 nucleotides. Its product is annotated as blue copper protein-like. The coding region runs from base 1 to 624 and encodes 207 amino acids. Gene Ontology annotation, cellular component: plasma membrane. Gene Ontology annotation, molecular function: electron transfer activity. The record is from RefSeq and is a predicted model, not a curated record. The transcript has 2 exons. Lineage: Eukaryota; Viridiplantae; Streptophyta; Magnoliopsida; Rosales; Cannabaceae.
AUGGAGACAUAUUUGAGAGCAGAUUGGGCUGUGAAGCUAAUCGUUAUCGUCGCAAUCGGAUCGGUUUUAUUCCACGCUGUCUCCGGUGCAAACAUCACCGUCGGUGGCUCUUCUGGUUGGGAUCUUACUUCAGAUCUUCAAGCUUGGACUGCAGAAACUCCAUUUCAUGUUGGCGACUCACUAGUGUUCUCCUACGCUGGGGCCCACGACGUGCUAGAAGUGCAUGAAGAAGAUUACGAAUCGUGUAACAUCUCACACCCAAUCAAAACCCACAACGACGGCGACACUGUGGUCCCACUCAAUCAGCAAGGAACCAGGUACUUCGUCUGCGGCCGCCAAGGUCACUGCCUCAUGGGCCAAAAACUCCAAGUCCAUGUCCUCCCGCCCUUUACAACCCGCGUAGACGACGGCGCUGACACUGACAGCGCGAAAAACCCUGAUCGUCGUGGCGGCGGCGGCGGCCGUGACCGAGGCAGAAGGCAACCUAGACUAUCUCCUACUCCUAGCAGUCCUAAUAAUGAGACAGGCAAUCAACCAUCAAAUCCUCAAGACCCCGACUUGUCGUUUUGGGUCCUCUUCCUUGUCUUUGCAGCGGUGUUCCAGAUACGGUGGAUGACCACUUGA